This is a messenger RNA of Adineta ricciae, 1497 nucleotides long. Lineage: Eukaryota; Metazoa; Rotifera; Eurotatoria; Adinetida; Adinetidae. The record is from the annotation of a GenBank genome assembly.
AUGGCAUCCACGAAACGACACAACGAAAUUUGUGAUGAAUGCGAUGUAGAUGCGACAUGGUAUUGCGUUCAAGACAAUGCUAAUUAUUGUGACGAACACAACACCAUCGCUCAUACUCUCAAAUCUCAAAAGUCACAUCAAAUUGUUCCGAUUCACAAAAAACAUCAUCACAUCAACGAAAAUCACCAUAGCAAACCGAUGGAUUGUAAAGUUCAUCAUAUGCCACUGUGUUUGUAUUGUUUAACCUGCCAAGAUGUCUGCUGUGUUGCAUGUCUUUCAGUUGACAUUCAUAAACAGCAUAGUGAUCAAGUGAAAUCAGUUGUUGAUUUAAUCAAAGAAGAGAAAGACUUGUUAAAUAAGCAUUUGAAAAGGAUUCAAAAACUGAAAAUCGCAUUUGCUGAUGAACAAGAUCAAUUGGAACAAGCUUUACGAAAUGUUCAUAUCAGUGAAACGGAAGGAGAAGCGAAGAUCGAUCGGGAAUUCGAUCAAAUUCAAGCAUAUCUUCAAAUUCGACGACAAAUCUUGAAGAAGCAGCUGGAAAGGAAAUCGAAAACAAGUCGCGAGAAAAUCUGUUCUCGACAAGAUGAAUUAUCGAGCAUAAAUUCGAAUAUAAAUCGAUGUUUUCAAGAAGGUCAACAGCUGAAUGCAUCGAUGAAUGUGACACAAUCGAUACAUCUGAUUGAACAAAUGAAAAGGAUCGAAAAAGAAAAUGUUGAGUUUUGUAAUCAAGCUCAACUAGGUAAUUCAUUAGCAUUUCAUAUAUCGAAUCAAGCUAUUCUAAAAACGAUCGACACUUUGGGAUUUAUUGGAUCGCUGCCUACGGUAAAAUUUCGUCGAGAAAAAUGUAAAGCACAUGUUCAUCAUCUCGACAUCGAAUGGGAAGAAUUCGAUGAUGAUGAUAAUUCAGUUAUAACUGACUAUGUUUUGCAAGUCGGACAAGAUGAUAAUGAUUUUCAAGAGGUUUAUCGUGGUUUAGAUACGAAAUAUCGUUUACUACGAUUGCAAUCAGAUACACUUUAUUCAUUGCGAUUGUUUGUUAAUAGUAAUGGAGAAAUGCAAACUCCGACGAUACUGGAAAUGAGAACAUUGAAAAUCGUUUGUAAGAAAGAUUUAAAUGAUUGGACUUUGUCAAUGUCAUCAACGUACGAACUAUUAAAUGCUGAAAAUACACGUGAAUCUCUAUUAGAUGAUGAUUUUACAACUGGUGCUGCAACAGAUUAUGGCACAUCAUGGAUCAAAGCUUCGUUUUCGUAUCCGGUACUUGUGAAUGGUGUCACGAUUGCACCAUUGCACAAAGACAUAAAUACGUGGGAUCCACGACAUGGAAAUUCAGGUAGUGUACAAUAUUCCAAUGAUAGUAUGAACUGGACAACUAUUGGAACAAUCGAAUAUGUUCCAAAUGAAAAGCAAAAACUUGAUGUCGGAGGAAUUACAGCGUCAUACUGGCGAUUGUUUCACAGUAAUUAUCUUGGUACUAGUUGUCUCAUUUUUGAAUAA